AUGGAGAGGGUGAUCCGCCGCUGGGACUCGACGCCGGAGGACGUGAUCGUGCUGCAGACCGGCGGGGGCCCGGUUCGCCCGCAGCCGUCGUCGGCUGGGAUCGUGCCGCAGCAGCAGUGCCCGGACCUGCCGCCGCCGCCGCCGGAGAAGCUCUACUACAAGACCAAGCUCUGCGACAAGUACGAGACCACCGGGUUCUGCAUGUACGCCGAAGGCUGCACCUUCGCCCACGGCCACGCCGACCUCCGCCGCCCGACGCACGGCUUCGCCGACCUGCGCCGCCUGCCGCCCGACGCCCACGGCCCUGCUGGCGCGGUCGGCGGCAGGGUGUGCCACAACUUCAGGGACAGGGGCGUCUGCCACUACGGCGAAAAGUGCGUCUUCCCCCAUACAUCUGCACCAGGAUCGGGUCGGGAGAUUCGCAACACAGGGGAGCCGCGGAGGAGCGAGGCCUCGCCUGCUGCGAGGGCGUCGUCGGCCACGGCGCCGCGCUAUGGCUCGGCUCCGGGGAGGGCCUUCCCGCCGCUGCCUGCGCCGGUCGUUCCCCGUCAGAUGCCGGAGCAGCAGCAGCAGCAGGGUGCUCCCAAGGUCAGCGUCCUGGAGCGUCUGAGCCAGAGGAAGACCCGUGGCAUCUACGGCGACUGGCCGGAGCAUCUCUGA
Brachypodium distachyon (stiff brome) is the source of this 660-nucleotide messenger RNA. RefSeq names its product zinc finger CCCH domain-containing protein 1. The record is from RefSeq and is a predicted model, not a curated record. Bases 1 to 660 code for a protein of 219 amino acids. The transcript has 2 exons. Lineage: Eukaryota; Viridiplantae; Streptophyta; Magnoliopsida; Poales; Poaceae. Gene Ontology annotation, molecular function: metal ion binding; mRNA binding.